AGUGCACAUGAUUAAUUGCUGCAUAGGGUUCUACGGACAGUUUGUAUAUAAGCUGCAUGUCAGAUAUAAGAUUCGCGUAUUCGAGAGUUUGUGUUGUUCACAUCGUAAAAUCGCGUAAGUCUUUAUCUCAUCCAAUUAAUUGAUUUUCGUUUUCAAGAAUUUAAGCAUUUCAUGUUUCUACGGCGUCAUAAUUAGGCUACGAAUAUUUAUGCAGAUCUAUAUUUUUGCUUGAACGCGACUAAGCAAAUGGAACCUAAUCGGAAAUAUUUCGUUCAUUAAAUAUUGUAAUAAAUACACUGCAAUUUAAAUAACUUUUUAUACUUUUUGUGUAUUAUGUACAUCCUACGCGUUCUACGUUCGUACAUUUUUACACCUUUGAAAAUUUUCAUAAAUACAGAAACAUCCGCAGUCUGAUUCUAAAUAUUUGAGAUUUUCGUGUGCAAGUGUUUUGGUCGGUCUCUUAUAAAAAGAAGCUACAACGAUGACGAAAAGUCAGGAUAAAGUUUCUACCGAACACAAUUGCUCAGAGUUUCGAACAAUUUUAAUAUUUACUCCCCGUAUUCUUUUCUCUUUUUUCACUUCCCUUUUACAGUCCCGUAAAUCAUUUUCUACGAGAAACGAUAGGAUGAAAAGAUUGAUCUACAUCGUCCUUUGUCUAACGACCGUAACAAAUAUUGUACCGCCGAGUAACGGUAAACCAGUGGUGCCAAAACCUUUGAUCCUCUCAGGACUUAGCUUAAAUUGGCCAUGUCAAAGUACGAAGAACAUUUACGAGACAAGCGGUCGUUACAUCACAAGAAACGUGAUCGCUACCAGAGCACAAAUAUACGAAGACCAAGCGAUCCUAGCUCUGCCACGCUAUAAACCAGGAGUACCAUUUACUUUGGGUGUUCUUUCCAUGAAAUCGCAAAGUUGCGAGCCAAAGGUAGCCCCAUUCCCCUGCUGGGCAAUUCAGGAAGAAGGAAAUUGCCAGGCACUGCAGAGUGCGGUAGAUAUAGUUCUGGAUGUACAAGAUAUCUUGUGGGUUCUCGAUGUUGGAAUCGUCAACACUUUGGAGCAACCUGUACGUAGAUGUCCUCCGAAGGUCGUUGGAGUCAACGCCAAGAGCGGAAAGGUUGUAAAAGUGAUCGACUUGAGCUCGUUGGUAGACAAUACCUCGCAGCUCCAAUACAUGGUCAUUGACUACGCAGAAGAUGGUCAAGUCUAUGUGUACAUUUCUGACGCUGGUACCGGUGCCAUCAUCGUUUAUAAUGUCACGACUGAUAACGGAUAUCGCGUGGUUCUUCCAUCAGCAGUGGCAUCCAACACAGACAAACCCGACGUCCUAUACAUGGCGCUCGUUAGAAGGAAGAGCUGCGGAUCGGUCGUCUAUUUUACGUAUCUAGGCUCCAGCAGAAUGUUCGCGGUCAAAGCAGUGAAUCUGAGAACAGGAAACGCGAAUGGAUCCAUAGUAGACAUCGGCAGAAAGAAGAACAAGAUCGUACUUCUGGGCACUGACAAUGGAUCUGCCAUCUUUUUCAGAAUUAAGGGUGAUUCCAAUAUCUACAUGUGGAACACCGACACUCCUUUCGUCCAAGACAACUUUCUUUUAGUCGAACAAGCUGGAGAGUGUCGACUACCAACGGGAGUUAUUCCUGGUUAUAAGGAUCUAAUGUGGGUGAUCGAGAGUAACUUCCAAGAUUACAUCGAGAAUUCCGUCAGCUGUUCCGGAGCAUCGGUGGCUAUCCAUCCACUAGUGAGUUCUGCCGGCGAAUAGUACUAAAAGCCGGAAGCAACGCUCCUGAAACACCACGGUUGCGCGUUAUAUUAUCUUAACUAAUAUCGUUAGCGAUAGCGUUUGAGUUGUAGCGGAAUAUUAGACACAGUUAUAUCUUGACGUUGUUCAAAAAGUAUUAUCAAUUUGAUCGAAGCUUUGGGAGAGAAAGGGAAUAGAAAAUUUUAGGAAAGACUAUAUACUGUCGAUGCUAUCGAAAGGGGUUAAUCUAGUCAUAAAACGCUUUCCUUCGAGCAUCCUGUACAAAGUGACUUAAUCUUCGAGGAACAUCGAAGCUGGACAAAUAUCGACCAGUGUCAAAUAAAAAGCUUCGCAGGCCGUUUUCUAAAUGGCCGAACGAAACGAAGCGAAUCUUACUGCAAAGAAACGGUAAUACCUAUGUAAACAUAUCAUUGUAUUUUUCGUCGUUUUGUCACGUUCAAAAGUAUCGUUAAUAAUUUCCCUUGCAUAUAUGAAUGCACUGAAAUUAAGCUUGACAAUGUCGUGAUUGAAAUUUCUUUAUAAAUUCAUCUCGAUGUCACGCAAAAUGUGAAAGGUAUAUAAGAAAGUAGAUAAACACGUUAGAACAGUAUGGAAUUAAAUCGUUAACCGAGAUAUUAAUACAGUCCCGAAUAGUUACGUCAAUUCCAUUCUAAUGGAUAAUAUUAAUGUGAUUAGGGAAAAUUGUUCCACUUAAAUUAGUUUCUAGUGUCGAUGUUUCGCACGAUUGUUAUAUAGUUAUUAAUUUUCGGCAAUUAUUUUCCGACGACUAGCUUAAUUUUGUGAGUCCAACAUGUCUCUCAUAUCGAUCUAGUGCGAUGACAGGCGUUGAUCGCUCUAGCGCGCGUUAUAUAAUGAAUUCCGACUAUAUGUACACACAUAGCAUCUCAUUAAAUCUAAUUAUUCGUUUACCGUU
Molecule: messenger RNA, 2669 nt
Organism: Bombus impatiens (common eastern bumble bee)
Lineage: Eukaryota; Metazoa; Arthropoda; Insecta; Hymenoptera; Apidae
Gene: yellow-g
Product: major royal jelly protein 1
Exons: 3
Coding region: 482-1756 (424 amino acids)
Cellular component (GO): extracellular region
Source: RefSeq, a predicted model, not a curated record